AUGGAAGAACGAUGUUCCGUGAACAGCCCUCGAAGAAUACUGAGCUUCUCCAAGAAUCGGAGGGCCAGCGUGUCUUUUCCCGACGCCGAUGGCCGCCCGGGAUUCGGAGUCUCCGGCGAGCAUGGCCCCAAGCCCUCCGAGGUCUAUGGCUUUGUCGGCUCCAUCACAACCGUUGUCUCCACAGUUGUUUUUCUUGUAUGGGCAUAUGUUCCGGGUAUUUGGUUGCAUUCUGUAGGGAUCUAUUACUACCCAAGCAGGUAUUGGGCUUUAGCUGUGCCUUGCUAUGUAAUGGUAACAAUUGUAUUGGCUAUUGUGUUUUAUAUUGGCUUGAACUUCAUGGCUACUCCUCCUUCCACCUCCUUGAAUGUGAUGUUUGAUGAAUUCAGUAGGGAGCCGGUGAGUGAAACCCCUUCAGGUGACGAUGACGAACGGCCCAUUGAGCCUAUAUCCGACAUUGGAAUCAACCAAAUUAAUGAUUUAAUGUUUAAAAAUUUAAGAUGA
Molecule: messenger RNA, 501 nt
Organism: Striga hermonthica
Lineage: Eukaryota; Viridiplantae; Streptophyta; Magnoliopsida; Lamiales; Orobanchaceae
Source: the annotation of a GenBank genome assembly